GGCUCACCGGAAAUGCAAAACACAUCAAAGACCCUCCCCUCACUCUGCGAGUGGUCUCGCACACACAUUGGCUCCACUUUUACCGCACCGACGCACGAGCUGACGCUCGCCGCGCUCGAUCAGACCUUCUCGCGAUCCCUUAAAGCGACCGUGAACGGCAAGCCGGUCGACUUUCACGGCUUUGGUCACAUGAUCGCAGCGAUGUCGGGGCACGGGAGCAACGGAGGCCCGCAUGUUGAGUGGUUGUCUGCACACGAGGAGGAAGAGGAGAAUGGGUGCCGAAGCGGGAUUGUAAGAGCGGAAUACAUUGUCCGAGAUAUCAUUGGGACAAUGCCUGGAUCGAAGAUCCCAAUGGAGCUCGAAGUGCACAAGAAGGUUGUCGCGAGAAUCGAAUCCCAGUCGGCCCGAUCAGACCUGGAUAGCAGACGAAUCGUGACGUUGGAUGCGCUGACAAAGAUGAUCCCAGUCAAUCCGUCGCGGAAAUCACAUCUUUGAGCGUAUGGGACCGAGCGAGGAGAAAGACAAAUGGCAUAUUGGGAACAAUUAAGUAGAUCACGUGAGUGCUCGGUGAGUGCGAUUGGAUAAUGGGGACCGGCA
Molecule: messenger RNA, 597 nt
Organism: Mycena citricolor
Lineage: Eukaryota; Fungi; Basidiomycota; Agaricomycetes; Agaricales; Mycenaceae
Source: the annotation of a GenBank genome assembly